AUGUCGCUAUCAAUUCCUGGGCCCUCCCAAGCGGGCCUCUUUAAGGCCGGGUACCAAAGCCACGACGCCGAAGAUGGAGCUGUCAUUCGUAACAUCGAGGCCUGCCAGGCCAUCUCGCAGACCGUGCAGACCUCCCUGGGCCCUUACGGCCGCAACAAGAUCGUCAUCAACCACCUGCAGAAGAUGAUCCUCACCUCCGACGCCGCUACUAUCCUGCGCGAGCUGGAUGUGGUUCACCCCGCUGCUAAGCUGCUUGUUAUGGCUAGCCAGCAGCAGGAUUCGGAGAUGGGUGAUGGUACCAACUUGGUUAUUGUUUUGGCCGGCGAGUUGCUCAAGAAGGCAGAGGAGCUCAUUCGGUUGGGAUUGAAGACCAGUGAUAUUGUUUCGGGUUAUGAAAAGGCACAGAACUAUGCUCUGAAGGUCUUAGAGGAUCUCGAGGUCGACCGUCUGCAGGACAUGCGCUCAGCAUCGGAGCUCAGCAAGGCUCUUCGCACAGUUGUGGCUAGCAAGCAGUCUGGCACUGAGGAUAUUCUGGCUAGUUUGGUAGCGGAGGCGGUCCUUGCGGUCCUGCCCAAGAACCCCACUAACUUCAACGUCGACAAUGUGCGGGUUGUUAAGAUUAUGGGUGGUAGCUUGGAGCAGUCUAAGGUCGUUAAGGGUAUGGUGUUUGGACGUGAGCCGGAUGGAGUUGUCAAAUCGGCUAAGAGGGCCAAGGUCGGCGUGUUCAGCUGCCCCAUUGACGUCUCCCAAACCGAGACCAAGGGUACGGUUCUGCUGAAGAACGCCCAGGAGAUGAUGGACUACACCAAGGGCGAGGAGGAGCGUCUGGAGACUGCCAUCAAGGAGCUGUACGACUCUGGUCUGCGUGUCGUUGUUGCUGGUUCCACCGUCGGCGAGCUGGCCCUUCACUACCUCAACCGUUUCAACAUCUUGGUCAUCAAGAUUCUUUCCAAGUUCGAGCUUCGCCGCCUGUGCCGUGUGGUUGGCGCCACUCCCCUGGCCCGCCUGGGUGCCCCCAUGCCCGAUGAGAUGGGUCAAGUCGAUAUCAUCGAGACUAUCGAGAUUGGAGGUGACCGCGUCACCGUCUUCCGUCAAGAGGAUGCCAACGCCGUGACUCGCACUUCCACCAUUGUGCUCCGCGGUGCUACCCAGAACCACCUCGAGGACGUCGAGCGCGCCAUUGAUGAUGGUGUGAACGUUGUCAAGGCCAUCACCAAGGACCCGCGUCUGGUUCCCGGUGCUGGUGCCACUGAGAUCCAGCUCGUUGAGCGGAUCUCCAACUUUGCUGAUAAGACUCCUGGUCUGCCCCAGCACGCUAUCCGCAAGUACGCCGAGGCCUUCGAGGUCAUCCCUCGCACUCUCGCCGAAUCUGCCGGCCUGGAUGCCACCGAGGUUCUCUCCCGCCUGUACACCGCACACCACCGCACUACCCCCGCCACAGAGGAAGAGGAGGGCAGUUCAUCCGAGGAGGAAGAACCCUACUGGACUACCGGUGUGGAUCUUGAGAUUAGUGGUGAUUCCGACGGUACUCUUGAUUCCGUGGACGAGGGUAUUCUUGACCUGUUGGCCUCAAAGAGCUGGGCUAUUCGUCUGGCUAGUGAGGCUGCCCGGACUGUGCUGAGUGUCGAUCAGAUCAUUGUGGCUCGCCAGGCCGGUGGACCCAAGCCGCCUGGUCCCAACCCCAACUGGGAUGAGGAUUAA
Molecule: messenger RNA, 1701 nt
Organism: Penicillium pulvis
Lineage: Eukaryota; Fungi; Ascomycota; Eurotiomycetes; Eurotiales; Aspergillaceae
Product: chaperonin-containing T-complex subunit CCT8
Exons: 3
Coding region: 1-1701 (566 amino acids)
Biological process (GO): protein folding
Cellular component (GO): chaperonin-containing T-complex
Molecular function (GO): ATP hydrolysis activity; ATP-dependent protein folding chaperone; ATP binding
Source: RefSeq, a predicted model, not a curated record